AUGUCUUCGGAAAACAAUAAUUUAUUAACAAAAUUGACAAAGCCAUUCACUAAGGGUGACUCAAAGUCUGAACAUGAAGUCUCUGGUCACUCCAAGAGAGUAAUUGACUUGGCUUAUGAGGAAGGACAAAAGGCAUUUCAUGCUAGAAGUUCUGACAAGCUGUCCGGCGCCUAUUCAAGCCCAACGCAUUCAGGAACCGCGGGCUCGGUUGCUGGAGCUGGAACUGGAAGUAGACACUCGUCAUCCUCCACGCACUCUGGAAAUGUCAUUACUGAAUCAUCGGUAGGUAAGUUGGUUUCCACUCCACCAAGAGUUAACCGUAAGCCAAUUGACCGUACCCCACCUGGUGACUAUUCCAAUUCUAAGGGACCACUUGAUGACUCUGUAGUUGCCAACUCUGUUGAGCACGGUCAGGGUGAAACUGAUGUUACGAAGAACUCAAAGCCACUCUACGGAGAUGACUCCGAAGUUAGACAAGGUGCUGGUUACUUCUAUGAACCAAAGGACACCCAAGGUGGAAUUUAUAACAACAAGGAUUCUUCAAACUACAAGGAGGCCACCCAAGCUCAAUUGCCGGUUGACCGUAAUUUGAAGACUGAGCCAACUGGCUACCCAGCUCAUUCUUCCACUACUGCUGGCCAAGGUAGGGCUAGAAGAUCUAGUAACCUGGAGCAUGCUGCUUUCUUGGAAGAAAAACAUCGCGAAGCUGUCAAUGCCCACGGUGGAGUUCACGACGAUGGCUCAUCAAGCUUUGCUGGUGUAAACCAAGGUAGAGCUAGGAGAGCUAGUAACCUGGAACAUGCUGAUUUGUUGGAACAAAAGCACCGUGAAGCUGAAAGAAAUCACUUGAGGGAAGAAUCUUAUGUAGCAGGAACUAAGCAAGCUGAAUAUGAACAAUCCAAGAACUCUUCUCAUAAAACUUCUGCUGGUAUAAUUGGUGCUACUGGGGCCGUGGCAGGAGGUGCCGCUUACGCUGGCUCCAAGAACCAUAACUCCAACACUCAUAGAGAUACUAAUGCCCUUAACCGUGAUAAUGUUUCUACGAAUGCUGUGAUUGAUGCUCCUUAUGCUUCCGAUAAGUCACAUGCUAAAUCUGACACUGCCAACUAUUUAACUCCAGUGACUGACACUUCGAAGUUAUCUUCUACCAAGAACCAUUCACAUGUUGUUGAUGCAGCUUAUGCCGCAGGUCAGAAGAAAGCCCAUGAAGAACGCCAAACUUCCAGUUCAAAGAGUGAACAUGGUAAGACUCCAGCUGUCGGUGCUGGUGCAAUUGCUGGUUCUGGUGCUGCUGCUUCUUCUGGUUCUCAGCAUCACGCCAAUACUACUAAAUCCGGUUCUCACUCUGGUACUGGUGCCACUUCUCGCGAUGUCGACACUGGUUCAAACCAUAAAUCUGGUACUAGUGGUUCUGCUGCUGCUGCCGCCGCUGCUGCGGGUGUUGCUGCUACUUCUGGCUCUCACAAUCACUCCAAUGCUAAUACAUCAGGCUCUCACUCUGGUGCUGGUGCUACUUCUGCUACUACUUCUACUGCUGCUAAAAACGCUAGCACUCCUAAUACCAGUGCUUCCGAUUCUACGCAUACUAGUAAAACAUCAUCUGAAACUAAGUCAGGUGCGGCUGAUUCUAAAGCUGGUGAGAGUACAAUCGAUCCAACUAUAAAUAGUGAUCCAGCUCCACCAUCUGGUACUAUUCCUUCCUCCCUUCCUGGUGGAACUAAGCAUUAUUCAUCACUUUUGGAUCCUGUCGAGCCAUCUGAAUCUACUGGAAAUGCUACUCACCUGAAGGGUGCCUCUAACAGCUCUAACCAAGGACUUGGGUACACUGGUGCUGCCGCUGCCACCGUUGCCGCUGCUGCUGGUGCUGCUGCUGGUGCUGUUGGUUCUGUUUUACCAUCAGGCUCUCUGAACAAGCAGACUAACGUUGGCAGUAAAGGAACUGUAGAUGAUGUGAAUUCCUCAACUUCACAUGGUGUCCCACAUGCCUCCCAUGAAUCUACCACUAGAUCUACUCUUGACCCUACUGCUGCUUCUGCUACAGCAGGUACCGCUGUCACUGGUGCUUCUACUGGAUCUUCCACUUCUCCACAUCACGCAACUGAUAGUUCAAAGCAAACUUCGGUUGAAGAACCAACUAGCGCCUCCACUACAUCCUCUGGUGGAAUUUUGAGCUCUCUUGGUUGGGGUUCUAAGCCAGCUGACGAAACUUCUACCGACAGAACUAACUCCUCUGCCCAUGCAAAGGAAUUGGAUGAAUCCACCCAUCAACAAACUACGACCGCCAGUCCAGGAAUUUUGUCUGGUAUCGCUUCUAGUAUUGGUUUGGGUGCAUACGCUGGAGGAAGUCAAUCCCUGUCAACUGACCAUAAAGACAUCUUAGACAGAGCUUACGCUGAAGGUUCAAAAAAGGGAAAGUCUGAUCAUGCCACUUCUCACCAUGCUGGAGUAAAUGAAGCUGGAAUUGUUGGUGCCGCGGGUGCUGCUGGCGUUGCCAGUGCAUCUCUUGGUAAGCACGAGUCCUCUAUUCCAUCCUCUUCAUAUCCUCAAGGUGCCCACUCUACUUCAGGUCAAGCUCCUAAGAGUAAUGCUUUGAAUGAUUCCACUUCGAAGAAUGCUGUGAACUCUGGUUCUAAUGUUGAUGACGAUAACUUGGUUGUUGAAGUUGUUGGCGUCAAAGAAAAGAAGGAUGCCGAGAAAAUUGCACACAAGACUUCGCAAGGCUUAUUAGACAAGGGGGUUGAUUUAUCUUCAGGAAAGCUUGUUAUCAACGCUGAUACUAAGAAGGUUUACAAAGUGGAUACACCAACACAUGGCCAUGAAACUGCUGCUGCUACUUCUCAUUCUUCUUCUGGUACUGAUUCUCGGGUCUACCAUGAUGAGCAUGACUUGGCUAAGGCCCGUUUAGCUGCUGCUGCAAGCUCUGCCACUCUGGGAAGCACUACCAGACAUGAAGGUGCUGCUGCAGGCUCUGCCACUCUGGGAACCACCAGACAUGAAGGUGCUACUGCCCCUUCAUCAAAGACACCAAGUGCAUCUGAAAUUGCUGUCACUGUAAAGGGUACUUCCGAUAAGGCUGAUGCGACUCGCAUUGCCAAUGAAACUGUUGCCAGUCUCAAGAAUCAACCUGAGUUGUUAUCUAAUGUCAACGCCAUUAAGAUUGAUUCUACCACCGGAAUUGUCACCGAUGAACAGGGAAAUGAACUUGCUAGAGGCUUGAACACCACCAGUACUUCUGGCUCUACUUCUGGCUCUACUUCUGGCUCUACUUCUGGCUCUACUUCUGCUUACAAACAUGAACCGGUUUCUGGUGGCCAUGCAACCUCUACCUACUCUGAAGAUUCAAUUCCUCGUAAUGUCGAAUCUGAAAGUCACAGAGAUACUGCUGCUACUUCUGGAUUGACUUCUUCUUCUAACAAGGAAAAGGCUUCUCUCCAUAUGCCAGGAGCAUUCCCAUAA
This is a messenger RNA of [Candida] anglica, 3456 nucleotides long. Lineage: Eukaryota; Fungi; Ascomycota; Pichiomycetes; Serinales; Debaryomycetaceae. The record is from the annotation of a GenBank genome assembly.